GGCGUCAUUCUUCACUUCCUCUCUCUUCUCUCUCUCUCUCUCUUCUCCUCCUCGCUCUCUCUCUCUCUCAUCGCAAUUCCCAAUUCAAAUGUCAAAAACCCUAAUUCCCAUCGAAAAUCUCCGGCGAUCGCCAGAAAUCGUUUGAGAAUCGCCGCAGUACCCUUUCUACCCCUUUGAGAAUCGCGAAAUACCGAUCAUGUCCCUGCCGCCAUCAUCCUCCAUGAACUCCCAAUCGCCGAGCUUGAAGACCUACUUCAAGACUCCAGAGGGAAGGUACAAGCUUCAGUAUGAGAAGACUCACCCUGCUGGCCUUCUCCAUUACUCUCAUGGCAAGGCCGUGUCUCAGCUGACGGUCGCAUAUUUGAAAGAGAAACCGGCAACUCAACGGCCAACAACACCCACCACACCGAGCUCCAGUAGCGGAGUACGGUCAGCUGCAGCUCGGUUUCUCGGAGCCAGUAACGGAAGCCGUGCCCUGAGUUUUGUUGGUGGAAAUGGAUCAAGCAAGGUGGUCUCUGGUAGUAGUAGGGUUGGAGGGUCAUUUGGAGGUUCUACUGGAUCAAGUGCCUCUAGUAUAAUCUCCAAUUUUGAUGGCAAAGGGACUUAUUUAAUUUUUAAUACUGGGGAUACUCUUUUCAUCAGUGACCUGAAUUCACAAGACAAGGACCCUAUAAAGGCAAUUCAUUUUAGCCAUUCAAACCCUGUUUGUCAUGCAUUUGAUGCUGAGGCCAAGGAUGGACAUGAUUUGCUCAUUGGGUUGCAUUCUGGUGAUGUCUACUCGGUAUCAUUAAGACAACAAUUGCAGGACAUUGGGAAGAAACUCGUGGGUGCUCAGCAUUAUAACAAAGAAGGCACAGUCAAUAACAGCCGUUGCACUUGUGUUGCUUGGGUGCCAGAAGGUGAUGGCGCUUUUAUUGUGGCACACGCUGAUGGAAAUAUAUAUGUGUAUGAAAAAAGUAAGGAUGGAACUGUAGAUUGUUCGUUUCCUGUUGUCAAGGAUAACACUCAGUUCAGUGUUGCACAUGCACGGUCAAGUAAGAGCAAUCCUAUUGCUAGGUGGCAUGUUUGCCAGGGUACAAUCAACAACAUUUCUUUUUCGAUGGAUGGGACAUAUUUGGCGACUGUUGGUAGAGAUGGUUAUUUAAGAGUGUUUGACUACUCGAAGGAGCAACUAGUAUGUGGUGGGAAAAGUUACUAUGGUGCUUUACUCUGUUGUGCUUGGAGUUCUGAUGGGAAGUACAUACUGACUGGUGGUGAAGAUGAUUUAGUUCAAGUCUGGAGCAUGGAGGACCGGAAAAUAGUAGCAUGGGGCGAGGGGCAUAAUUCUUGGGUUAGUGGAGUUGCUUUUGAUUCCUAUUGGUCAUCUCCAAGUUCUGAUGAUACAGGAGAAAAUGUCAUAUAUCGGUUCGGUUCUGUUGGCCAGGACACUCAGUUGCUUUUAUGGGACUUAAAUUUGGAAGAAAUUGCCGUGCCAUUGAGAUGUCCCCCCGGUGGAUCACCCACAUUCGGCGCUGGAAGUCCUCCACAUUGGGAUGAUAUCAUCCCUAUAGGCACCCUUCAACCAUCUCCAAGCAUGAGAGACGUCCCCAAACUCUCUCCUGUAGUUGCUCACAGAGUUCACAUCGAACCUCUAUCUGGCCUCACAUUUACCAAAGAAUCGGUGCUUACAAUUUCUCGAGAAGGCCACAUCAAAAUCUGGGUAAGACCUGGACAUGGAAAUGAUUUCAGCACAAAUUCAAAAGACAGCUCUAGCUCUAUCUUACCAUCAGUUAAGGGGAGUAGUUCAAGUUAUAAGCAGCCUUCGCCAGUUCUUUUGCGCGAUUAGAACUCAGUUACAGAGUUGAGAAAAAUAAUGGAAAGUGCUUAUGUAUAGAUAGAGAAAUUUCCAGUGAAGGAUAUAUGACAGGUUGAAGUUAACCUCCCUUGAAAGUUAUCUUGUAUGCUAAUUGGGUGCCAGCAAUGGUAUGCAUUGAAUUGUUAAUGUCGUUCUUCUAAUCUGCUGGCGGUUCUAUGUGCAUGUUAUUAAAGCAGCUAGUGAAACAGUAAUAACUAAUAAAUGUGACGAGUCUUCAAUUUUUUUGCCCCCUUUUGGGUUGUGACUAUUGCUACACGGAUUUUGGUGUAACUGAUCAAUUAUUUGAAGUAUUUGAUUA
This is a messenger RNA of Asparagus officinalis (garden asparagus), 2153 nucleotides long. Its product is annotated as probable catabolite repression protein creC. Gene Ontology annotation, molecular function: protein binding. Lineage: Eukaryota; Viridiplantae; Streptophyta; Magnoliopsida; Asparagales; Asparagaceae. Bases 197 to 1825 code for a protein of 542 amino acids. The transcript has 11 exons. The record is from RefSeq and is a predicted model, not a curated record.